Medicago truncatula (barrel medic) is the source of this 3474-nucleotide messenger RNA. RefSeq names its product protein SMAX1-LIKE 4. The transcript has 3 exons. NCBI's taxonomy places the organism in Eukaryota, Viridiplantae, Streptophyta, Magnoliopsida, Fabales, Fabaceae. The coding region runs from base 267 to 3296 and encodes 1009 amino acids. The record is from RefSeq and is a predicted model, not a curated record.
CUUACACUCUCUUUCUCUCUAAAAAAAACUCUUCUCAUCUUUCAAACCCUUUAAACUUUUUUUUUCUUCUUCAAAUUUCCUCUAUUCUUUCAAGAGGAAAUAUACUUGUAGGUUCAUACUUCAACUUAGGAAAAACACAAGGGGGUGUGGUGGUGGAGAGAGGAAAAGAAACAUAAGAGAGAAACAAAAAAAAACAAGUGUAGUAGUGAAGGAAUUACUUAGUUUGAAAAGUGGGGGUGGUGUGGGGGUGGGUAUAGCAAAUUGUAAUGCGCUCAGGAGCUUAUACAUUGCAAGAGACACUAACAGCCGAGGCUGCUUCAAUCUUGAAGCACUCUCUAGGCUUAGCACGUAGAAGAGGCCAUGCACAAAUCACACCUCUUCACGUUGCUGCUACACUUUUGAGUUUACCAUCUUCUUCUUUAAGAAAUGCAUGUCUCAAAUCUCAACAACAAAAUAAUCAUCCUCUUCAAUGUAGAGCUCUUGAACUUUGCUUCAAUGUUGCUCUUAAUAGACUUCCAACUACUACUACUUCACCUUUGCUUCAACCACAGCAUGUUCCUUCACUUUCUAAUGCACUCAUUGCUGCUCUUAAAAGAGCUCAAGCUCAUCAAAGAAGGGGGUGUAUUGAGCAAAACCAACAGCAGCAGCAGCAACCACUUUUGAGUGUUAAAGUUGAACUUGAUCAGCUUAUUCUUUCCAUUCUUGAUGACCCUUCUGUUAGUAGAGUUAUGAGAGAAGCUGGUUUUUCUAGUCCUUCUGUUAAAAACAAUUUGGAAAACUCUUCAACUUUAAUCAACUCUUCUAGUGUUUUUCAUUCUUCACCUUCUCCUCUUAGUCAUAACCAUUUUCUGAGUUCUUAUGGUUAUGGUUCUGUUCUCUUUUCUUCACAGAAGAAAGAACAAGUAGUAUAUCAUCCUUUCUUAAAAUCUUCUGAGUCUAAUAAGGAAGAUAUUAAUCUUGUUUUUGAUGUUCUUUUAAGGAAGAAGAAGAAAAACACUGUGAUAGUUGGUGAUACAGUUUCUUUAACUGAAGGACUAGUUAGUGAGAUAAUGAAAAGAUUUGAAAGAGGUGAAGUACCUGAUGAGAUGAAAACAACUCAUUUUGUGAAGUUUCAUGGACUUAGUUCAGUUUCAUUGAAGUAUAUGAAAAAGGAAGAAGUUGAAAUGAAUGUUAUUAGAGUGUUGAAAAGGAAGGUUAGUGAUUAUGUUGCAUUAGGUGUUGGAGCUAUUUUUUAUGUUGGAGAUUUGAAGUGGAUAGUGGAUGAUAAUGAUGGAAGUUUGAAUGAAAAAGAAGUUGUUGAUUAUGUUGUGGAAGAAAUAGGAAAGUUGUUUGGUGAAGAAGGGAACAAGAAUGGUAAGAUUUGGCUUGUUGCAACAGCUAGUUAUCAAAGUUACAUGAGGUGUCAAAUGAGAGUACCAACUUUUGAGAAUCAAUGGUGUCUUCAAGCUGUUCCUGUUCCAUCUGGUGGACUUGGUUUGAGUCUUCAUUCAUCAAGUGUGCAUGAUUCAAAAAUGAGCAUCUCUCAAAAUCCAUCUCCUAUGCUGGAAUCAAAGUUUUUCAGUAACAAGGAGGAACAUGAGAAGCUUAAUUGUUGUGAAGAGUGUGUCUCCAAUUAUGAAAAAGAAGCUCAAUUGUUCAAACCAGACCAGAAGAAUCUGUUGCCUUCAUGGCUUCAGUCUCAUAGCACAGAAGCACGUCAGAAGGAUGAAUUAACCCAGUUGAACAAAAAGUGGAACAGAUUAUGCCAAUGUCUCCACCAGAACAAACAACCUCAAAACCAUUGGAGCAACAAUCACAGUUCAAAUGCAAAGAUCUACCCUUAUAAUUCAUCAUACCCUUAUUGGCCAAACCAAGGUAGUAGUAUCUUGCCAGAUACAUCAAGUUCAAUAUCUUUUGCUGAUUCUGCAACCAAACCAGCUUAUAGUUCAAACCUUAUACCUCGAUUCCGGCGCGGACAACAAUCAUGCACCAUUGAGUUCAACUUCAAUGAUGAAAAAGCUCAGAAAAACCAAGUAACAGCAACCUUGGAAUUGGAUUCUCUUAAGGGUAUGGAAGGUACUAAAGAAGUAAAGACAACUCUUGCACUUGGAAAUUCAACAUUCAGUGUCUCAGAUCAGAAAAGGAUGGAAAAUUUAACACUGCAAAGAGAUCAUAUAUAUAAAGUGUUGCAGGAGAAUAUUCCAUGGCAUUGUGAAACAGUUAGUUCAAUAGCAGAAGCUUUGGUUGAUUCUAAAUCAUCAAAGGAAUGUGCUACUUGGUUGUUUUUGCAAGGGAAUGAUUCUGUUGGGAAAAAAAGGUUGGCACUUGCAAUAGCAGAAUCAGUGUUUGGAUCAGUUGAAAUGUUUUCUCAUGUGGAUAUGAUGAAGAGAGAGAAUUCAGAGACACCCUUUUCUGAAAAGGUUGUUGGGCCAUUGAAAAACAAUGAAAAGUUUGUUGUUUUGGUUGAAAAUGCCGAUUUUGGUGAUACCCUGAUAAGGAAAAUGCUUGCUGAUGAAUUUGAGAUUGCAAAGUUUGGAACUUUAGGCCAAAAAAUAUUCAUAUUAUCCAACGGUGGCAGUAUGGUUAGUGAAGAUCAGAAGAAGGAUUCAGUGAUGAAGUUGGUUUUGAAGAUUAGUGAAACUGAGAAAAAACCAACUUUUGAGUUAUCACCAUCUUCAUCAUCAUCAUCAAAAUCACCUUGUUUAGGUAAUAAAAGAAGUGCUGAACUUGACUUGUUUAGCAAGAUAAAAAUUCCAAGAAUUGAAGAAAAUGAAGGGAACAAGAAGAGAGAAUUUUCAUUUUCAAGACAAUCAAGCUUCAACAACACUCUUGACUUGAACAUGAAAGCUGAUGAAGAAGAUAAUGAAGACUAUGAUGAGGGAGAAAAUAGUCCAAUUUCAAGUGAUUUGACAAGAGAAACAUUAGGAGAACAUUUGAUCUCAAAUGAGUCACUAGACUCAAUUGAGAAUUUGUUUGAGUUCAAUCAAAGUCCAGCUAAGAACAAGGAAAUGACACAGAUGUUUAUGUCAAGGGUAAAAGAGUCAUUUGAGGAGGUUUUGGGGAAUGUAAAAUUUAGUGUACAAGAUAAGGUGAUAGAGGAAAUUGGUGUAGGGUGUGGUUCUUUUACUAACAACAUGUUUGAGAAAUGGCUAAAAGGCAUUUUUCAAACAAGUUUAGAGAGGGUUAAUGGUGGGGAUAAAAAUGGUAUAGUUUAUACACUUUGUUGGGGUGGUAAAGAGGAUAGAAAAUGGGAUAGUGGGUUUAUGGGUUCAUGUUUGCCUAAAAAUAUCCAAAUUGUUAACUACUUAAUGGAUUGAUCAUAUCACUGACUUUGGUUAGUAGUGGGGGUGAGAAGAUGUAAAAUGCAAGUAAUAGGUACCUUUUGUGUAACUUCUAAUUUUCAUUAUAGAAUGUGUUUGUUUUCUUAUGCAUUUUUUGUGUACUCUUUACAAUCAUGAGCAGCAUCUUGCAAUGAAAUUGAUGAUUUGUUUUUAA